AUGAAACCGGUUAAGCGGAAAUCACCGGGAGAGUUGAUCGAGUUACUGGAUAAGGCGGAAGCCGCGCAUAAAACCUUCAAGGAUGCAGGUUGCCCGUGCGAACAUUGGGAUAGUUGGCUUAUCCAUAUGGUCGAGCGCAAGUUGGAUAAUGAGACGCGAGAAGGGUGGCGAUGCAGAUGGUGCAAUGCCUCUGUAAAAUGUAGCUUAUGUAAGGGUCCUCAUCAGCUUCAAGCGUGUCCAAGGUUCAAUGGUAUGUCGACUUCCGCUCACUUUGAACAUUGUAAAAAGGAGAGAUUGUGUCUCAAUUGUUUGAGAUCUGGACAUUUAUCGGCUGAUUGCAUAUCUCAGAAUCGUUGCGCCAAUUGUAAGGGCAGACACAACACGAAGGUUCACUCGGAUCAACGACAAGGAGGAGAGGCUGCGGAUUCUUCAAAUUCAACAGGUCAGAAGGGCUCUUCUAGCGCGCCUGGCAAGUCAAGUAUGCUGGAGGUAUCAGGAAGUACAAUAGUGGUGGGUUGGACCCGGUUGAUGGCCACAGCCAAGGUCUUAAUUCAAUCCGUUCAAUCUCUUUUGAUACGCAAAGAGUGGUGCAAUGUUUGUCCGCAAAGACUAAGCCUGUUUCUGUCUCUGUGGUUGGUGACAGUGCAGGUCCUUCUACGGUGUUCUACGGUAAAGUCCAGGUUGAACUCAGAAUUUUGUUUGGAGUUUUCGGCGUUGGUGUUGAGAGAGGUAACGGGAUUUUUCCCGCGAGAGGAGGUCGUAGUGUCCAAUUGGGACCACAUCAGGGGCUUGCAGCUUGCUGAUCCAGAUUUUGCUCGCUCAAAGCGUAUAGACUGCGUGCUCAGCGCAGAGGUGUACGCUGCUAUCAUUCGGCCAGGGCUCAUAAUUGGUGCAACUGAUACUCCUGUUGCUCAGGAGACCGUUUUUGGGUGGAUUUUGACGGGUAGAGCGUCUUCUAGUGCUGAGUCUGAUGGAGCUCAGACUGCUCAUGCCUGUCAUGUGGAAGUGGAGCCUUCGGUUUCGUCAUUGUCAGAGAGGUUUUGGGAGGAGAUUUCCACUUCACAAGUUUUGUCCAAGGAGGAUCAGUAUUGUGAGGAUUAUUUCUUGGAUACUGUCUACCGAGAUUAUAAGGGCAGAUUUGUCGUUCGCUUACCAUUCUCUGAGAGAUUGUCAGAGGUUUCAUUUGCACACACGAGGCAGAUUGCUGUGGCAUGUUGGCUCCGCUCAGAGAAGCGUCGAGCGCAGGAUUCGAGAGUAGAUAGUGCCUAUAGGAAGUUUAUGGAGGAGUAUCUAAAUUUAGGUCAUAUGGAGCUUGUAAAUAGUUCGCAUCGAAGGGAUAACACGUUCUAUUUUACGCAUCAACCAGUGUACUCGGCUGAGUCGGAUGUCACGAUUAUUAUUUCGAUGUGGAGAUUCUCGGAGGUUGUGUUCACGGCUGACAUCGUCAAGGAGUUUAGGCAAAUUCUCAUUCACCCGGAUGAUGUUGACUGGCAAAGAAUAGUGUGGCGUUCUGACGUUUUGAAGCCUAUCGAAGAUUAUAGGUUGUUGACGGUUACGUAUGGUACGCGCUCCGCUCCAUACCUCUCAAUUCGAACUCUUCUUCAGCUAGCGAGUGAGGGAAGUGUAGAGUUUCCCUUAGCUGCGCAGGUGCUCAGACACAAUAUGUAUGUAGAUGAUGCGUUUGUAUGCUCUGACAAUGAGUCUGAGGCCAUUGAGAUUCGGAAUCAGCUGAUCAAGCUUCUAUCAUCAGCAGGUAUGGAGUUGGGAAAAUGGGCGUCAAACAGUUCGGCUAUCGUGGAGGAUAUCCAGACGGAAAAGCAGAAAGAGUUCGUUGUCGAAUGGGAUGAGGCAGUUUCUGCUUUGGGCCUAAAAUGGACACCAUCGAGUGAUUCGUUUCGUUUUGAGGUUAAGAUUCCAGUUUCUCCAAAGGUUGUGUCUAAGAGAGCGAUUCUGUCGGAGAUUUCGAGGUUGUUUGAUCCACUUAGUUGGCUGUCACCUGUAUUAGUCAGGGCCAAACUCAUGCUCCAGGAUUUGUGGAUUAAUGGUGUCGACUGGGACUCACCUCUCACAGGAGAACAUCUAGAUCAGUGA
This is a messenger RNA of Nasonia vitripennis (jewel wasp), 2091 nucleotides long. RefSeq lists its product as uncharacterized. The transcript is spliced from 3 exons. The coding region runs from base 1 to 2091 and encodes 696 amino acids. NCBI's taxonomy places the organism in Eukaryota, Metazoa, Arthropoda, Insecta, Hymenoptera, Pteromalidae. The record is from RefSeq and is a predicted model, not a curated record. Gene Ontology annotation, molecular function: zinc ion binding; nucleic acid binding.